Messenger RNA from Branchiostoma belcheri (Belcher's lancelet), 1180 nucleotides. RefSeq names its product multidrug resistance-associated protein 4-like. Gene Ontology annotation, cellular component: membrane. The annotation marks the transcript as partial. NCBI's taxonomy places the organism in Eukaryota, Metazoa, Chordata, Leptocardii, Amphioxiformes, Branchiostomatidae. Gene Ontology annotation, molecular function: ATP binding; chloride channel activity; ABC-type transporter activity. The record is from RefSeq and is a predicted model, not a curated record. Gene Ontology annotation, biological process: monoatomic ion transport; transmembrane transport. The transcript is spliced from 8 exons.
UCUUCACCGUGUCCUGACGAUGGCGGUCCCUAACACAGAAGAAAGUCCACUCAAGACAUCUGGAUUCUUUUCACGUCUGUUCUUCUGUUGGCUCGGCGACAUCUUCAGUAAGGGUUACCGAAGACGCCUUGAACCUGAAGACAUGUACAAGGUGUUGGAGGAGGACACCGCACUACAGGUUAGCCAGAAGCUUGACAGGAAAUGGAGACAAGAACUUGCCUGUCGAAAUGGAAAGCCAAGCCUUACCAGAGCUAUUGCGCGAUGCUUCAAAUCGUCUAUUCUACAACAUAGCCUUAUCAUUUCCAUUGAGGAAAUCGCGAAGGUUGUCCAGCCAGUGUUUCUCGGCCAACUUCUCAGCUUCUUUGACGUCACAUCGGGCAUUCCUGUGGCGCAUGCGUACUUGUACGCUGCUGGUGUUUGCGCAUGCGCUGUAAUUCAGGCGCUCACACAUCACCCUGCCUUCUUCCUCGCCUACCGCAUGGGCAUGCGCACAAGAGUCGGCUGUUCCUCUCUGAUAUACAGGAAGGCCUUCAUUUUCCCAGACUUCCUGUGGAUUGGUCCCCUCCAGACGGUGGCCAUCCUGUCCCUCCUCUGGCACGAAAUGGGACCGUCCUGCCUGGCUGGCCUCCUGUUCGUGCUCCUGACCAUCCCGAUACAGUCCUAUCUGGGGAAACGGCUGUCAACACUCAGAUCAGAGAUUGCACUGAAGACCGACAAACGAGUCAACCUGAUGCACGAAGUCAUCUCGGGCAUUCGCGCUGUAAAACUGUACACCUGGGAGGAGCUUUUUACCCACCAGAUUCAAGACAUCAGAGGGAAUGAAGUUAAGGACAUAAAGACCUCCUCUGCAUACCGCGCUUUCAACGCAGCCCUGUUCUACUGUUCAGCCAAGAUCAUCAUGUUCUUCACAUUCCUAACCUUCUCUCUGAUUGGUGGAGGCAUCACGUCGAGGACCGUGUUCGUGGCUGUGUCGUACUUCGACGUGUUACGGCUCUCGCUCACGUGGUACACCCCCCUAGCGGUGCAGUUCGGGUCAGAGGCGUUUGCAUCCGCAAAAAGGAUACAGGAGUUCCUCCUUCUUGAGGAAGACGACCCGGUCUUAACAGGAACCUCUCCCGUGUCUGAUCCGUGUGAAGGGUACAUUACUUUGCAAAAUGUGUCCGCCGCCUGGAAGAAAACG